Molecule: messenger RNA, 1295 nt
Organism: Odocoileus virginianus texanus
Lineage: Eukaryota; Metazoa; Chordata; Mammalia; Artiodactyla; Cervidae
Source: RefSeq, a predicted model, not a curated record
ACGUGUACUAGGGGCCCGCCGGAAGGCGAAGGCCGGCACUGACUUGGCUGGCGUGUGCGGCGCGGAGCCAGCCGGGGCUGCGUCGCCAUGGAGCGGGACGGGGAUCAGCUGUCCGCGCGGCCCGCCCUGGAGGCCGAGGGGCUGCGUUUCCUUCACGUCACGGUGGGCUCCCUGCUGGCCACUUACGGCUGGUACAUCGUCUUCAGCUGCAUCCUUCUCUACGUGGUCUUUCAGAAGCUUUCCACCCGGUUGAGGGCGUUGAGGCAGAGGCACUUAGAUCAAGCUGCCGCUGCUCUGGAACCUGAUGUUGUUGUUAAACGGCAGGAGGCUUUAGCAGCUGCUCGUUUGAAAAUGCAAGAAGAGUUGAAUGCACAAGUUGAAAAACAUAAAGAGAAAUUAAGACAGCUUGAAGAAGAAAAAAGGAGACAGAAGAUUGAAAUGUGGGAUAGCAUGCAAGAAGGAAAAAGUUAUAAAGGAAAUACAAGAAAGCCUCAGUAGGAAGAAGACAGUCCUGGGCCUUCUACUUCAUCAGUCAUCCCGAAACGAAAAUCUGACAGAAAGCCUUUGCGAGGAGGAGGUUACAAUCCUUUGUCUGGUGAAGGUAGUGGAACCUGCUCCUGGAGACCUGGACGCAGAGGACCCUCAUCUGGUGGAUGAGGCUAAGAAUCUUGUUAGUGUCACUUUUGACAUUAGCAAGAUGAAUCCUUAACCCUCAACUCAAUUGCCUUACGCAUGCUUUUCACAGUGAUUGGCUAGGGGGAGGGGCUUUCUUUCUGUUCUUAACUAUACUGAUGACUUCAAAGAUUGAAGGCAGCAUAGGGUGUAGACAUGGCCACUAGACAGUAAUUGCAGUUAGUCACACUGCACUGAAGCCAGUGACUGUUCAUUGAUUUCACAAGUCAUUGUUAGUUGGUAGCUAAGGGCUUCCAGGUGAUUGGUGAUCUUGAUAAAAGAGACCUAGCAAUGAUCCUUCAAGUUAAGAGAUCCUUGCUGGUAGGACAGUCUCUGUGACAGCUUGCGUUGAAUGAUGUCUUCCUUGUAAAUGGUGAACCCACCAGCAAGGAUUACUGAUGCAGACAGUUGAUGGGGUUUUUCUGUAAAUAUUUAUGUACAGAACUGAAAAAAAAAAAAAAAAGACAAGACUGUAAAUAUUAAAAAAAAAAUGCAGAGAACAUUUUCAGUAUCUUUAUUAAAUUUAAGGAAAUUUCUUUAUGAACUUGAAUUUGUCUAUCUAACAUUAUACAGCUUUUUAUCAUUCACAACCUCCCAUUAAUAAGACUUACUUUCUUCUCUCA